Molecule: messenger RNA, 1439 nt
Organism: Daktulosphaira vitifoliae (grape phylloxera)
Lineage: Eukaryota; Metazoa; Arthropoda; Insecta; Hemiptera; Phylloxeridae
Exons: 4
Coding region: 169-765 (198 amino acids)
Source: RefSeq, a predicted model, not a curated record
AUUGCUAUUUUAAAAAUACUUUUUUUAAUUUUUUUUUUUUUUAAUGACUUUUUUUUAAUACUUAAACAACAUAGUAUUGUUAUAAAAUAAUUAAAAUUCUAUAAAUCUAUCAUUUCAACAGUUUUACUUAUAAGUUUUAUUCGAAUACGUCAAUUUAUCAAACCAAUAAUGUAUAUCUUCUUUUUCAUUAUGAUGUAUCUAGCGAGUAGUUUAUCAAACGCAUUUCUUUUCACUGUCCCACCAUUCGACGAGAACUCAAAAUUGAAUGAUACAUGUGAGACUGAAUUAAAACAUAUUUUUCAAACGAAUAAACACAAUAAUGAAGGUAUCGACUUUUCUAGUUUUAAAUACCUUUUGCUUAAUUUUAAACAUUUACACAAGUAUAAUGAUAAUGAAAUUGAACGUUUAUUCACCAAUGAAGUUGAAAUAAACGGAUUAAUGGACGAGAAACAAUUUUUAAAACAAGUGAUAAAUGUUGUAAAAAGAAUUGAGACUACAAUAGAAAAUUUCUAUAAAGCAUUUCUCAUCCAUAAUAAGAUGACUAUAACAGAAUUAAUAAGCGCUUUAAUGUUUGUUGACUGUCAAAUCACGAAUGAAAGAGCUAUUCAAUUAAUAAAUAUUGAAAAAACAGACCCACAAAAUAUCAGCCGUGAAGCAUUCAGAAACAUAUACGCGAAAUUAUAUAACGAAUAUCUUCAUGAAAGACAAGAUACAGAAACAUUAAUGAAAUCUUUUCCAUUAUAUGAAUCAUUAGAUCCAAGGUGAAGCUGAGAAGGUAUUAAUUUUAAUAUGGUAUGUUUUUUUCUCUUUUAUGUCUGUCACCAAUUUUUCUCAACAUUCACCAGACCGAUUUCUUUCAACUAUAAAUCAAAAAAUCACAAAUCGAAUCUAAUUGAAGGCAUUGUUCUUAAAAAUUGAAAAAAAAUUCCCUUGUUCCCUAGAAAAAUGAGGAAAUCCCCCAAAAAAUUACUAUUUUUUAAAUCGGUAAAUCUUCGACAUAUUUUAUACUUUAUUUUUUUAAAACUGUUAUAACUUGUUGAAAAAUAAACAAAUUUAAAUAGUUUUUUUUCAAUAAAUACCUUAGGUAUAUACUUAUUAUUUGAUAUAUUUUUGUGAACAUUUGACCCUUUACCUGCCCUCAGAGGCGGAUUCAAAGUAACAACUUAUCCUAAAAUAACAAUUUAUUCAAUUUAACUUAUGAAAAUGAUCCGGAAAUACUGCAUCCGUUAAAAAUAUGUUAAAUUAAAGCUUAUUUUACGUAAUAUUAGUUAAAAUAUAUAUAUAUAUAUAUAUAUGAUGACCUACCUUCUAUGUGCAAAUGACCGUCAAAAUUGAACAAAAAUAGAAGAUAAUUUUGCUUUUGGAAUAAUCCACUACUUUAUAAAAAAUUUAACUUUAUCUAUAAAUUGACAUCGGAGCAUUUUUUAUGACAGAGAUUU